Zingiber officinale is the source of this 2972-nucleotide messenger RNA. RefSeq names its product protein spinster homolog 3-like. The coding region runs from base 95 to 1636 and encodes 513 amino acids. Gene Ontology annotation, cellular component: membrane. The record is from RefSeq and is a predicted model, not a curated record. Gene Ontology annotation, biological process: transmembrane transport. The transcript has 3 exons. Gene Ontology annotation, molecular function: transmembrane transporter activity. NCBI's taxonomy places the organism in Eukaryota, Viridiplantae, Streptophyta, Magnoliopsida, Zingiberales, Zingiberaceae.
UCUUCGGAUAUACCAUUGUUUAUACUACCCUUGGUCGGUUAUUCCUUCGCCCUUGUCUCCGAUCCGAUCAGAUCCAACGGCUGCAACACAGAGGAUGAAGCUCGGGACGGCGGAGCAGCGGACGCUGGUCCUGGUGAACCUGGCUGCGAUCAUGGAGCGAGCCGACGAGGCGCUCCUUCCGUCGGUGUACAAGGAGGUGGGCGCGGCGCUGCACGCCUCGCCCACCGGCCUCGGCUCCCUCACCCUCUUCCGAUCCAUCGUCCAGUCCGCCUGCUACCCCCUCGCGGCGUACCUGGCCACCCGCCACAACCGCACCCACGUCAUAGCGCUCGGAGCUUUGCUUUGGGCGAUCGCCACCUUCCUCGUCGCCCUCUCCAACACCUUCCUCCAGGUAGCAAUUUCCAGAGGCUUGAAUGGAAUUGGAUUAGCACUUGUGACCCCAGCAAUUCAAUCCCUUGUUGCCGACUCCACCAAUGACACCACCCGUGGUACAGCUUUCGGAUGGCUACAGCUGACCGGCAAUUUCGGUUCUAUCAUCGGAGGCUUCUUAUCUCUGUCCUUGGCUUCCACUACCGUAAUGGGAAUCGCUGGUUGGAGAGUUGCAUUUCACAUAGUCGGUAUCAUAAGCGUGGUUGUUGGAGUACUCAUCCGGCUCUUUGCAGUCGACCCUCAUUUCCUCGACGAUCCCAAGCCGGCCAGUGAUCAUCUCUCAAGGCAGACGACUUGGGCAGAAGUCCUAGAUUUGCUCGAAGAUGCGAAGGGUAUAAUAAAGGUCCCGUCGUUUCAGAUAAUCGUGGCGCAGGGAGUGACCGGUUCCUUUCCCUGGUCGGCAUUAUCUUUCGCACCGAUGUGGUUGGAACUCAUCGGUUUCUCUCACAGGGGCACUGGAAUUCUCAUGGGCGUGUUCAUCGUUGCAAGUGCACUUGGAGGGCUCUUAGGCGGGGCAAUGGGGGACUUCUUCGCCGGUCGUUUCCCUAACUCCGGGAGAAUAGUUUUGUCUCAGAUCAGUUCUGCCUCUGCAAUUCCACUUGCAGCCUUGUUGAUGCUGGUCUUGCCAGAUGAUCCAUCCACGGGAGUGGUACACGGCCUCGUCAUGUUCAUCAUGGGCUUAAGCAUCUCUUGGAAUGCCCCGGCGACAAACAACCCUAUAUUUGCAGAGAUAGUGCCUGAGAAAUCAAGAACAAGUAUAUAUGCACUCGAUCGAUCUUUAGAGUCUGUUCUUUCAUCGUUUGCCCCUCCUACCGUCGGCAUUUUGGCUGAGCGUGUCUACGGCUACCGGCCAGUGGACAAUGGACGAAGCAACAAUAGUAGUAUCGAGGGAGACAGAGCAAAUGCUGCAUCUCUAGCCAAGGCACUUUACACAUCGAUAGCGAUUCCUAUGACGCUCUGCUGCUUCAUCUAUUCGUUCCUCUACUGUACGUAUCCGAGAGACAGAGGUAGGGCGCGAAUGGAUUCGGUGAUAGCAUCGGAACUGGAACAGAUCGAGUUGGAUAAUGCUCAGGAAAUGUUUAGAGAGUUUUCUGAGGUUCAGCUCUCUGAAAUUGAGAUGAAUGAGAACCAGAGAAGUGUGAUUGAUAUUGUUUAUGAGGAUGAAGAUACUGAUGACAGUGAUGAGCGAACACUACUCGCCCACUAAGUAGAGUUUCCGAAUUGUAGUAGUAAAUAAUCAUAGCUAACCUUGUUUUGAACUUGCAUUAAAAACCAUUCAUAUUUGCAUUACAACUCAGUUGCUGUAAUUAACAACGAAACAAAACAGCUGAUUUUCGAGCACAAAACAAAUUAGUUCACCAUCUGAGAACUCCUGGCUUUUUUGGAUCGACACAGUUCCACCAUCUCGACGUACUUGGAAGCAUAGACAAAACCCCACAACUGCAGAAAUGAAUCGAGGAAAUGUUUUAUUUGGAAUCACAUCCGACCAAAAUUCAGUUCAUCUAAGACGAGACGAAUCAUCAGAUACCUCAAUCUCCUUUACUUCAAACUCUUCUGUGUGGGCGAGACAGGAAUUGCCGAAAGUAUCUGAAGAAGAACUCGAUCCAUUCAACCUUUAAAAACGAGUCGAAAAACAUUAGUUCUGAUACUCAAAACCGGCACAUGAUAUUGAGAUAGAGUCAGCUAAAGAGAAGAGUUUACAGAUCUCCAUCCAAGAAUAGUGCGAAGUGGCCGCCACCGCCCAGUGCCAAGGAAUCAGAUGAACAAAGUGUGAAAUAGCUAUUCCUACCUGUAGAAUUUCGGUAGGCAGAAUAAGUACACGCAGAAUGUUCGCAUCGAAGAGUAGCUCAAGUACCUGUAGUUCGGAAUAUUACAGGAGUUCCAGAUAGAUCAGUGAAAACAAAGCUGCUACUUGUUCCCUGAAACAAUGCGAAUGCAGAAUUAGUUCGAGCCGACGAAAUGAGAACAUGUCGAAUGGAGGGGAGAAUCCUUCAACUUGUAACCUGAUACUUUCUUCGAUUGGUCGGUUGCAGUGGUGCUUCAACUAGUCCACCAAAAACAGCACCUCUUCUAUCGCCAACAACCUGAAAAGAGGAAAGUGCUGUCAACUUCACUGUGAUUAGAAGAUUGAUAUUCCAUCAACGAUAUGUCAUCUAUAAUUUUUUUAGAUUAUUUUGUUUAGAACAAUGGAGAUUGCGCCUUGGUUUUGACCUCUUCAUUCAAUUACUAGAAUAUUCUGUAAGAGCCUUGGCGAUAUUGAACGAAGUCUUGAGAUCUAAUCAAGCCUUCAUCCCUUGGUUUCGAUGUAUGCCUUCCUUUCUCCUCACAAGAAAAGGCUCGAAAGACAAACAUUUAUCCUUGAAUCUUAGUAUCUUAGCAUCCUACUCAGUAGAAAUAAGACAACUCCAAAUAGUUGAGAUAAUCAUGAUUUAAGUCAAUGAUGACGAUUAGAGAAGAGAAUAUAAACUAUCCUAACCAUAAAUAGCAUACAUACCCAAACAAUAUAAUUGUUUUUAGAAACUAGUUAGUUUACCAAGAGAGAA